GGGAUGAGUCGGGCUGGGCAUGAUUGCAUUGCGGGGAGGGAGGCUGGGGCUCCGUGAGACGUGCUCCUGGCACUGCCAGCUACUACUUGGCCCUCGCUGGUGGCCCGCCAGGACAAUGCCCCCCACAGCCAUCUCAUGCCCAUCACCACUGCCCUGGGGCAGCUGAACUGAGCGGAUGUGCCACGCCACCCACGAGACCCCUCUGCUGCACCACUUCAUGGCCCCCGUGAUGGCUCGCUGGCCUCCCUUCAGCCUCUGCCUCCUCCUGCUGCUGCUGUCCCCACCGCCACUGCCCUUGACAGGGGCCCAUCGCUUCUCCGCACCUAACACCACUCUCAACCACUUGGCACUGGCGCCUGGCCGAGGCACACUCUAUGUCGGCGCCGUGAACCGCCUCUUCCAGCUCAGCCCUGAGCUGCAGCUCGAGGCCAUGGCUGUCACUGGCCCUGUCAUCGACAGCCCCGACUGUGUGCCCUUCCGUGACCCGGCUGAGUGCCCACAGGCUCAGCUCACUGACAAUGCCAACCAGCUGCUGCUGGUGAGCAGCCGUGCCCAGGAACUGGUGGCCUGUGGGCAGGUGCGGCAGGGUGUGUGUGAGACACGGCGCCUCGGGGAUGUGGCCGAGGUGCUGUACCAGGCCGAGGACCCUGGUGACGGGCAGUUUGUGGCUGCCAAUACCCCGGGAGUGGCCACAGUCGGGCUGGUGGUGCCCUUGCCCGGCCAGGACCUCCUGCUUGUGGCCAGAGGCCUGGCGGGCAAGCUGUCGGCAGGGGUGCCACCCCUGGCCAUCCGCCAGCUGGCAGGGCCUCAGCCCUUCUCCAGCGAGGGCCUGGGCCGCCUGGUGGUAGGUGACUUCUCCGACUACAACAACAGCUACGUGGGGGCCUUUGCCGACGCCCGCUCCGCCUACUUUGUGUUCCGCCGCCGUGGGGCCCGGGCCCAGGCUGAGUACCGCUCCUACGUGGCCCGCGUCUGCCUGGGGGACACCAACCUGUACUCCUAUGUGGAGGUCCCCCUCGACUGCCAGGGCCAGGGCCUCAUCCAGGCCGCCUUCCUUGCCCCGGGCACCUUGCUAGGGGCGUUUGCCGCGGGCCCAGGGGGCACCCAGGCGGCGCUCUGCACCUUCCCCAUGGCGGAGCUGGGGGCCAGCAUGGAGCAGGCCCGGAGACUUUGCUACACGGCAGGCGGCCGGGGUCCCAGCGGCGCAGAAGAAGCCACCGUGGAGUACGGCGUCACGUCGCGCUGUGUCACCCUGCCCCUUGACUCCCCCGAGUCGUACCCCUGCGGCGACGAACACACCCCCAGCCCCAUUGCCGGCCGCCAGCCCCUGGAGGCCCAGCCUCUGCUGAAGCUCGGGCAGCCGGUCAGCGCCGUGGCAGCCCUCCAGGCAGACGGGCACAUGAUAGCCUUCCUAGGGGACACCCAGGGCCAGCUGCACAAGGUGCCCUCUCACCUGGCAGAACUGUCCCUGGUCUUUCUCCACGGCUCCCAGGGCCAGGUUUACCACUCCCAGCAAGUGGGGCCUCCAGGCUCAGCCAUCAGCCCAGACCUGCUGCUGGACAGCAGUGACAGUCACCUCUAUGUCCUGACUGCUCACCAGGUGGACCGGAUACCUGUGGCGGCCUGUCCCCAGUUCCCUGACUGUGCCAGCUGCCUCCAGGCCCAGGACCCGCUGUGUGGCUGGUGUGUCCUCCAGGGCAGGUGUACCCGGAAGGGCCAGUGCAGGCGUGCAGGCCAGCCGAACCAGUGGCUGUGGAGCUAUGAGGAGGACAGCCACUGCCUGCACAUCCAGAGCCUGCUGCCGAGCCACCACCCCCGCCAGGAGCAGGGCCAGGUCACUUUGUCUGUCCCCCGGCUGCCCAUCCUGGAUGCAGAUGAAUACUUCCAUUGUGCGUUCGGGGACUAUGACAGCUUGGCUCAUGUGGAAGGGCCCUACGUGGCCUGUGUCACCCCUCCCCAAGACCAGGUGCCACUUAACCCUCCAGGCACAGAACAUGUCACUGUGCCCCUGGCCCUGAUGUUCGAAGACGUGGCUGUGGCUGCCACCAACUUCUCCUUUUAUGACUGCAGUGCCAUCCAGGCCUUGGAGGCAGCUGCCCCGUGUCGUGCUUGCGUGGGCAGCAUCUGGCGGUGUCACUGGUGCCCCCAGAGUAGCCACUGUGUAUAUGGAGAGCACUGCCCAGAGGGCGAGAGGACCGUCUACAGCACCCAGGAGGUGGACGUCCAGGUGCGUGGCCCAGGGGCUUGCCCGCAGGUUGAAGGCCUGGCAGGUCCCCACCUGGUGCCUGUGGGCUGGGAGAGCCAUUUGGCCCUACGCGUGCGGAAUCUCCAGCAUUUCCGAGGCUUGCCUGCCUCCUUCCACUGCUGGCUGGAGCUGCCUGGAGAACUUCGGGGGCUGCCGGCCACCCUGGAGGAGACAGCAGGGGACUCGGGCCUCAUCCACUGCCAGGCCCACCAGUUCUACCCCUCCAUGUCCCAGCGGGAGCUCCCAGUGCCCAUCUACGUCACCCAGGGCGAGGCCCAGAGGCUGGACAACGCCCAUGCUCUUUAUGUGAUCCUGUACGACUGUGCCAUGGGCCACCCGGACUGCAGCCACUGCCAAGCGGCCAACAGGAGCCUGGGCUGCCUGUGGUGUGCUGAUGGCCAGCCUGCCUGUCGCUAUGGGCCCUUGUGCCCGCCGGGGGCUGUGGAGCUGCUGUGUCCUGCACCCAGCAUUGAUGCGGUGGAGCCCCUGACUGGUCCCCCUGAGGGAGGUUUGGCCCUCACCAUCCUGGGCUCCAACCUGGGCCGGGCCUUCGCUGAUGUGCAAUACGCCGUGAGCGUGGCCAGCCGGCCCUGCAGCCCUGAGCCCUCUCUCUACCGCACCUCAGCCCGGAUUGUGUGUGUGACAUCUCCUGCCCCCAAUGGCACCACUGGACCCGUCCAGGUGGCCAUUAAGAGCCAGCCACCAGGCAUCUCAAGCCAGCACUUCACCUACCAGGACCCUGUCCUGCUGAGCCUGAGUCCUCGCUGGGGUCCCCAGGCAGGGGGCACCCAGCUCACCAUCCGAGGUCAGCACCUCCAGACAGGUGGCAACACCAGUGCCUUCGUGGGUGGCCAACCCUGUCCCAUCCUGGAGCCAGUGUGUCCGGAGGCCAUUGUGUGCCGCACCAGGCCCCAGGCUGUCCCAGGAGAAGCAGCGGUCCUUGUGGUCUUUGGCCAUGCCCAGCGCACACUGCUCGCCAGCCCCUUCCGCUACACCGCCAACCCCCGGCUUGUAGCAGCGGAACCCAGUGCCAGCUUCCGGGGGGGUGGGCGGCUGAUCCGUGUCAGGGGCACCGGCCUGGAUGUGGUGCAGCGGCCCCUACUGUCUGUGUGGCUGGAGGCUGACACAGAGGCACAGGCUUCCAGGGCCCAGCCCCAGGACCCAGAGCCAAGGAGGAGCUGUGGAGCCCCUGCUGCGGAUCCCCAGGCUUGUAUCCAGCUUGGUGGGGGACUGCUGCAGUGCUCCACCGUCUGCUCUGUCAACUCGUCCAGCCUCCUCCUGUGCUGGAGCCCUGCCGUGCCAGACAGGGCCCGCCCGCAGCGGGUCUUCUUCACUCUAGACAACGUGCAAGUGGACUUUGCCAGCGCCAGUGGGGGCCAGGACUUCCUGUACCAGCCCAACCCCCGCCUGGCACCCCUCAGCCACGAGGGGCCUGCCCACCCCUACCGCCUCAAGCCAGGCCACAUCCUGGAUGUGGAGGGUGAGGGCCUCAACCUGGGCAUCAGCAAGGAAGAGGUGCGCGUGCACAUCGGCCGCAGCGAGUGCCUGGUGAAGACGCUCACGCGCACCCACCUGUACUGCGAGCCGCCUGCGCACGCCCCGCAGCCUGCCGAUGGCUCUGGUCUGCCACAGUUUGUGGUGCAGAUGGGCAAUGUGCGGCUGGCCCUGGGCCCUGUGCAGUACGAGGCUGAGCCCCCGCUGUCUGCCUUUCCCGUGGAGGCCCAGGCAGGCCUGGGCAUGGGUGCUGCCGUGCUGAUCGCCGCCGUGCUCCUCCUCACCCUCAUGUACAGGCACAAGAGUAAGCAGGCCCUGCGGGACUACCAGAAGGUGCUACUGCAGCUGGAGAGCCUGGAGACCGGCGUGGGGGACCAGUGCCGCAAGGAGUUCACAGACCUCAUGACGGAGAUGACCGACCUCAGCAGCGACCUGGAGGCCAGCGGGAUCCCCUUCCUGGACUACCGCACCUACGCCGAGCGCGCCUUCUUCCCUGGCCAUGGCGGUUGCCCACUGCAGCCCAAGCCCGAGGGGCCAGGGGAGGACGGCCGCUGCACCACUGCGCACCAGGGCCUCACGCAGCUCUCCAACCUGCUCAACAGCAAGCUCUUCCUCCUCACGCUCAUCCACACCCUGGAGGAGCAGCCCAGCUUUUCCCAGAGGGAUCGCUGCCAUGUGGCUUCGCUGCUGUCGCUAGCACUACACGGCAAGCUGGAGUACCUGACUGACAUCAUGAGGACCCUGCUGGGUGACCUGGCAGCCCAUUACGUGCACAGGAACCCCAAGCUCAUGCUACGCAGGACAGAGACUAUGGUGGAAAAACUGCUCACCAACUGGCUGUCCAUCUGCCUGUACGCCUUCCUGAGGGAGGUGGCCGGUGAGCCACUGUACAUGCUCUUCCGGGCCAUCCAGUACCAAGUGGACAAAGGCCCCGUGGACGCCGUGACAGGCAAGGCCAAACGGACCCUGAAUGAUAGCCGCCUGCUGCGGGAGGACGUGGAGUUCCAGCCCCUGACACUGAUGGUGCUGGUGGGGCCUGGGGCUGGCAGUGAGGUGCAGCGCGUGCCGGCCCGGGUGCUCGACACAGACACCAUCACCCAGGUCAAGGAGAAGGUGUUGGACCAAGUCUACAAGGGCACCCCCUUCUCCCAGAGGCCCUCAGUGCAUGCCCUAGACCUUGAGUGGCGCUCGGGCGUGGCUGGUCACCUCACCCUGUCGGAUGAAGACUUGACCUCCGUGACCCAAAACCAUUGGAAGAGACUCAACACUUUGCAGCACUACAAGGUCCCAGAUGGAGCAACAGUGGGGCUCGUCCCUCAGCUGCACAGCGGCAGCAGCAUCUCCCAGAGCCUGGCCCAGAGGUGCCCCUUGGGAGAGAACAUCCCCACGCUGGAGGAUGGCGAGGAGGGUGGGGUGUGCCUCUGGCACCUGGUGAAAGCCACCGAGGAGCCAGAAGGGGCCAAGGUGCGGUGCAGCAGCCUGCGGGAGCGGGAGCCAGCGAGGGCCAAGGCCAUUCCGGAAAUCUACCUCACGCGUCUGUUGUCCAUGAAGGGCACGCUGCAGAAGUUUGUGGACGACACCUUCCAGGCCAUUCUCAGUGUGAACCGGCCCAUCCCCAUUGCUGUCAAGUACCUGUUUGACCUUCUGGAUGAACUCGCAGAGAAGCACGGCAUCGAGGACCCAGGGACCCUGCACAUCUGGAAGACUAACAGUCUGCUGCUGCGGUUCUGGGUGAAUGCCUUGAAGAACCCACAGCUCAUCUUUGAUGUGCGGGUGUCGGACAACGUGGACGCCAUCCUUGCUGUCAUCGCCCAGACCUUUAUUGACUCCUGUACCACCUCGGAGCAUAAAGUGGGCCGGGAUUCCCCAGUGAACAAACUGCUCUACGCCCGGGAGAUCCCACGCUACAAGCAAAUGGUGGAAAGAUACUAUGCAGACAUUCGCCAGAGCUCUCCGGCGAGCUACCAGGAGAUGAACUCUGCCCUGGCUGAGCUCUCCGGGGUGAGGCAUGGCCCAGGGGGUGUGCCUGUCCACAUGUGGGUGGAAAGACUAGCAGAGGGGGGACUGGGCUUGAGGACCAGGCUGGGACCUCACUGCCCCCCUACACAUGGUGCCCCCAGAGCUACACUUCUGCUCCCCACUGUCUGGAGGCUCUGCAAGAACUCUACAACCACAUCCACAGGUACUACGAUCAGAUUAUCAGUGCCCUGGAGGAGGACCCUGUGGGCCAGAAGCUGCAGCUGGCCUGCCGCCUGCAGCAGGUUGCCGCCCUGGUGGAGAACAAAGUGACUGACCUGUGAGCUCUGGCUCAGACAGCAGCAAGCCGGAUCCACCACCACCGCAGUGCCUUAUGACCCCGGAACCGAGCCAGCCACUGAGGGGAGCUGGCAGAGCCUGGGGGCGCAGGGUGCACAGCCAGGCGCUGUGCCCAGCAGUGGGCUCCCUGCCUGCCACCUCCCCUGCCAGCCCACCCACCUUCUCCCCACCUGGGAUUAUUUCUAAUUUAUAAGGACCCCCCCUUCUUCCCCCUCUCCCCACUAUAUUUAUUUGCCUGCUGGAAAAUCACAUCUGGAAAUAAAAUAGAAAUAUGUCUUUAUUUU
This is a messenger RNA of Cercocebus atys (sooty mangabey), 6339 nucleotides long. RefSeq names its product plexin B3 (gene PLXNB3). Lineage: Eukaryota; Metazoa; Chordata; Mammalia; Primates; Cercopithecidae. Gene Ontology annotation, molecular function: semaphorin receptor activity; protein binding. Gene Ontology annotation, cellular component: semaphorin receptor complex. The record is from RefSeq and is a predicted model, not a curated record. The transcript has 36 exons. Gene Ontology annotation, biological process: positive regulation of axonogenesis; negative regulation of cell adhesion; regulation of GTPase activity. Bases 176 to 6028 code for a protein of 1950 amino acids.